AUUGAGGCAACAUUAAAGUGAAACACGUGAACGAUCAAAGUGCACCAUGGUUAACCUCGAGAUCAAUAAGAAGCUAUUGCCGAUGAAGGCACACUACUUCCUCUUUAACGCGGGAACGGCUCCAGUAGUGCCUUUCAUGCCAACCCUGGUCCGGCAGCUAGGAUUCUCCACCGUAGUUGUCGGUACGAUCUAUACCGUCCUGCCCGUCGUGGGCAUGCUGGUGAAGCCCCUGUUCGGGAUCAUAGCCGAUCGCUUCCAGCGUCAAAAGCUGCUGUUUUUGAUCUUUCAGAUUUUAACAGCGAUUCCGUUCUUUCUCAUCAUGUUCAUCCCGGCCAUCCCGCAAGAAUCGACCGUUACAUUCCACUGCCACGAGGGUGCGUCCAAUUUCCGCUUCUGCCCGGAAAAUGGGACCUCUAUAGAUGGCUGCUUGGUGGAGAGCAUCACGUCCAACGAAAACAACGCCUCCAUGUACUGCGCACUCGAGUGCCACACCGAGCCGUGGAUGUGGGACACGGUCUGUAACUACUGGAACGUCACCCGAUACUGUGACGAGAAGAACAUUCCUGCUGAUCAACUUCUAAGACUGACCGGUGUGGUGCCCUACAACCACAUUAACGAGGUGGAAAACUGUUUAUACUUUAUCCUGCACGAGGGUCAAAUCGAUGGGCAGCGGGUGCCGCUCUAUUGUCCAUCAAACACGACCGACUUUAAGCCACUCUGUCAGGUGCACUGCAACAACGAGCAGGUGAUGGAGACGAUCUCACACUCCAAAAUCCCCGACAGCAAGGUGACAGGGCUGUAUCAGUUCUGGUUGCUGUUCCUCUUCCUCAUCAUCAGCUGGGCCGGUAUGGCCGUGGUGGUAAGCGUCGGUGAUGCCAUCUGCUUCGAGAUGCUCGGUGAUAAGCCCCAUUUGUACGGCAACCAGCGGCUGUGGGGUUCCAUUGGUUGGGGUACGGUUUCGCUAUUUGCCGGCUUUCUCGUCGACACACUGUCGGAGGGCAAGAUGACAAAAGAUUACACGAUCGUUUUCUACAUGACAAUCGUCCUGAUCGGGCUCGAUAUGCUUUGCUCCUCCAAACUGCAGCACACGCAAAACAGACUGUCAACCAACAUCCUGAAAGACGUGGGGCAAAUAUUCGCCAGCUUCCGCAUUGUGGUAUUUUUCUUCUGGUGCGUUCUCAUUGGUUUCGGUACCGCUCUCAUCUGGAACUUUCUUUUCUGGCACCUGGAAGAUUUGGCUAGUGAAAUGGAGGGUUGUGGCCAUUCGACGUGGAUUAAAACGCUGGAAGGUAUCAUCAUGUCGAUUCAAACGUUCGGCGGCGAGUUGCCAUUCUUUUUUCUAUCCGGCUGGAUACUGAAAAAGAUUGGCCAUAUUCACGCAAUGAGCCUGGUCCUGCUUGGAUUCGGUGUACGCUUUCUGCUUUAUUCCUUCCUCACCGACCCGUGGUGGGUAAUACCGAUUGAGUUUAUGAACGGCAUUACGUUUGGCCUUUUCUAUGCUACGAUGGCGUCGUACGCUAGUAUUGUGGCACCCCCAGGGACGGAGGCGACGAUGCAGGGUCUAGUAGGCGCUGUAUUUGAGGGGGUCGGAGUCUCUCUGGGCAGCUUGCUCGCUGGCAAUCUUUUCCACCGCAUCGGUGGAAGUGCUACUUUCCGUGCCUUCGGCAUCGCCGCUCUAGUGCUGUUUGUCGUCCAUGUUUCGGUACAGGCCUUAACCGAUCGAUUCGGGUCUAAGGAAACUCGCGUCGGGUACGCUGCACCGAAGGAGGCGAUGGAAAACUUGGAAGACGAUCAACCGAUCGUCCGUGGAAGCCGAAGCCUUCAGAGUUAGGAUUGGGAGGUGGGGAGUCAUGAGUUUCAAUUUUACGACGACUGUUUACACUAAUGACAAGAUCAUGAUGAUCAUGUAAUCAAAUGAAUACUUUUAUCAGUAGAAGAGAACAAACCACAAGGGUUUUGCUUUUCUGCAAUGACGCAUCGUUAAAAAAGACAAUGUUACGUACACGGUAUCAUAGAAUAAAACUUGACAACGCUUUGAUUUGAUUU
Messenger RNA from Anopheles cruzii, 2046 nucleotides. RefSeq names its product major facilitator superfamily domain-containing protein 6 (gene Sugb). Bases 47 to 1831 code for a protein of 594 amino acids. NCBI's taxonomy places the organism in Eukaryota, Metazoa, Arthropoda, Insecta, Diptera, Culicidae. Gene Ontology annotation, cellular component: membrane. The transcript has 7 exons. The record is from RefSeq and is a predicted model, not a curated record.